GGCCGGUCUCGGGCGCUCGGUGCCACCGAGGCUUUCUGUCCCGCUUCGGCCGCCGUCGGCUUCCCUUUCGGCCCCGUCCUCCGCCUCCCGGCGCGUCCGCUUGGCCCACCGCUCCGGCCCCGCCCGCCAUAUUGCCGCCGCCGCUGCCGCCGCCUUUGGAGGGAAGAGAGAGCGACGGACGCACGCAGGCAUGGGUGAGGCUAAGCGCUCGGCGGGGAGGGCCUGCGCCGGGCAUGGGGCGCCUCCUCGGGCGCCUCUCCCUCCCCCUCUCUGGGCUCCCGGGGUGGGCGGCGAGAGGGUCUCCUCCCUUCCUUGAGGGCCUCUUCGGCCCUUCUCUCCCGGGUCUCCUCCGCACCCCAGUCCGGCCUCUGGCGUCGCUGCUCCAGCGAGGCCUUCGCGCUCAGUCCCUUGAACGUGGGGCGGGGGCUCCGCUGAGGCCGGGGCUGUAUUCUGCUGCCCUUCUGGGCCGCCUCUAAGCAGCAGCAGCAGCAGCAGCAGCAGGAGGAGGAGGAGGGAGUCUCCCCCGUCUCCCUCCGCGGCUGAGUUUGAGGCAGGAGAGAAGUGCCAGCCCUUCACGAUACGUCUCUGUGUGAGGGGAGAUAUAUAAAUAACCCAACAGGAGGGCGGGUCGUCGGGCGAUUCUCCCUCCUCGGCUGCUUCCUCCCUUUCCGGCAGCUCUCACUGCUGCUCCCCGGCGCCCACGCCCCUGGCUCCAGGUAUUCCCACCGUGCCGGCGUGGCUUCGGCCCCAGUUCUAGGAGGGUGGGUGAGGUGUCCCCAGUUCUCCUCCCUACGGGCGAGGUGCUCCAUCUCGCGCCAAGAGGCAGCGCUUGUUAGGUGUCCGUCUCUUUCCCUCUCUGUGGGCUAGGAAGGCCCGCCGUCGGUGUCCCUGUCGGCAUUCGGGGCUUUGCUUUUUGCGCCCAGGAGUCGUGCGUUCUCCCUCCCCAACCCAAAAGUCCCUGUGGCAUUGGUUCGGUUGAGGUAGUUUUCCCCCGCUUCUCUGGCUUCAAAAUUUAUUUAUUACUUAGUUAUUGAUUACAUUUAUAUACCACCUUUCCUUCCAAGGAGCUAAAAGUGGCACACAUUAGGGUCUCUCCCUACUAUGUUAAUCCCCACAACAACCCUGUGAGGUAGAUUAGGCUGAGAGUAAGUGACUGGCUCAAGUUCACCCAGUAAACUUCCUGGCUGAGUGGGGGAUUCGGACCUUGGUAUUCCAAGUCAUAGUCCAGCACGCUAACCAUUAUACCAAAUUCGUUCUUAUGUUGGUAAGUACAUCAGAAGGUGGAUAUUGGGAGUAUUUUGAGGGCCUGUGUGGCUCUAAAUUUACAUUCCCACUCUUGAUAAACUUCUACUUGGCUUUUAUUGAGGUCUUCCUGGGCGUGCAAACCUCUUUUUGAGUCUGUUCACACAGCAAGACAAGUGCACUCCUGGGCUAAUUUUGCAGAGUAACAAUAUGAAACAGUAAAGAAUGUUUGCAUGGGCAGUCACUUUGACAUAUUGGCGGUUUCUGAAAUUAUUUUACUUCUGAAUGUGUAGUAAGAUACAAGUUGUUGCCUUAUACCAGGGAUGGGAAACGUGGCAGUCCCUUGUUGCUGGAUUCCCAGUUCCAUAAUCCCUGAUUUUUGGCCAUGGGGCUGAGGGUGAUGUGACUUGUACUCCAACAUUAUCUGGAGGACCACAGCUUCUCUAUCUCUUCCUUAUACCAGCUACCUUAGUGGACCUUCUGGCCCUGGGCAGAGGGUUUUCCCAGCCCUGAUACCUGAAACCCAAUGUGUUGAAAUUCUGGGGAUUUAACCUGGGAUCUUCUGCAUGGGAAGAUCAUCCCUGUUACAGCCUUUCAGAGCUGUGCUGCUUCCUCUAAACCCCAAAACCAUCUCUGGCUUUUACUUUGGAUUGUUUAUCCUUAUUACCUCUGCAUUGAUAUCAAAGUGGUAUUAAUAGCUACUCUUGAUAGUCUUCAUACAUUAGAUGAAACUCUGUGUGUUUGCAGAGGAGGAUUGAAGUGGUGCAUCUCUCUAGCCCCACAAACAUUUGUCCUGCAAAAAUUACUUACCUGUUCUCGCACACUGGUGGUCAUUGCAGGCACAGUGAGAACAUUAAAAAGUGCAACACCACACCAACUGUUCCAGUUAACAAUUUCCCUGAGUAGAGGAGAUCUGAACUCUCUACAAGUGACUAUUACAAGUUGGCAAAAUAAUUAGAGUAGGCAGCAACAUCUGGUUUCUGAGGCCCAGUAGCAGAAGAGGUGAGGAGGUUUCUGUUAUGCAGAUCCACUGACAGGAGUGCCAUAUCGGCUCAGCCAGCACAUUUGCCCAGUAAUGAUCUCCCCAUUCUUCCUUGUAAGCAACAGCAGCAGCUCUGCUGCCAGGAGGUCAGAUAAACACUGCUCAGGCUCAUCACUCUGGGCUUGGUUUCUGCAUCUUACUUAAGUUCUAAGUUAAGUGUUGACUUAAGGAAGUUGGAAAAGUCUGUGCAUGUCAAAUUUGGAUGGGCACAUCCACACAAUUGCAGCUCCAGUUUCGGGGAUGCAUGUGCAGCUUCAGCACUAAUCCUCAGGGUGGGAAAUUAAAACCUUCUCGUUCGUGAGCUGCAGCAAGUUGAAGUACAGGCAGCGACCAUUUUAGGUACGUCUGAUAUGUGUGCGACUGCACACACAUGCAUCACAUCAAACUCGGAAGUGUCACAAAAGGGACAGGGCAGGGCAGCCGGAACAUAACCCCCAUACAAAUUGCUUGCUGCCUAUACAGGGUUAGAUAGCGCAAUGGCCUCACUGUAUAAGGCAACUUAAUAUAUUUAUAUGCUUUCUGUGCAUGGGAUGGCUUGGCUCUUUGUUCUUCCUGCCAGUCCAUGUGGAAAAGGGGGUAUUGCCAAACCACCUCAAAAGCAGGCAUUCUGAACAGGUAGUUACCACACUUGCAAACUAUGGAGGAAUCUGUUCCCUGAUUAUCCUGACUUUUACUUUUAUCACAUGUAUUAAAAAGCAGUAAAGUAGAACAGCAAAAUAGGAUCACAUACUGCUGUUGUUUAAAGAACUGCACGGGUUGCCUUUUUGAUACUGGGGCCAAUUCAAGGUGUUGGGACUGGUGUAUAAAGCCCUGAACAACUUAGGACACAAAUAUUUAACGGAGCACCUCUUUCAAUAACUAUUAACUUGAGUUUUGAGAACUGUGAGGUAGGCCUGGACGAUACCCGGUUUUCAGCGUCGUGAUAGACUAUCACUAGCUAAACAUCACAAUAUACUGAUAUACCAUGAUGGAUGGAGCUGUGUAGAGGCAUUGGCUGGCUUCAUGGUUUUCCCCGCAUUGUGAUUUUUGUAUAGAACACACACAUCAUGAUUCAUGAUAUAUUGCCAAGUCAAAAAUUAUGAAACUGAUAUAACAAUAUGGAUUUCAGACCAGUUUUGGGCGAUAUAUCAAUAUAUCGCCCAGCCCUAUUGUGAGGGGACUCCUGUUUGUCCUGUCAGCACUUGUAGUUUGUUGAGUGGUGACGUGAGAUGGGGCCUUCUUGGUUGCAGCACCUCAGUUGUGAAAUUACGGUAACUUUCUGUGGAGGUAUGGAUUUCCCCUUCACUGAUAAAUUUCCAGUUUCAGUUGAAGCUGCAUCUAUUUCUUCAGGUCUUCGGGAGAUGAAUGUUAUCUGGAGCUGAGCAGUUCGUAAUUGGUUUGUGCUGUACUGAAAGUAUUCAUGGUUGUAAAGUAUUCAUAGUUAUUGCUUUUUUCAAAGUAGUGCAUUUUAUACUGUAUUUUAUUUUAUUGUAUUUGUAUACUUUCCUGGGAGCCUAUGAACAGCUAUUCAGAGAUGAAAUAAUGAUAAAGUAUGAUCUUCCUAGCAUCCUGAUAAUUUUAUUUUAUUUUCUACAGAGAAGGCUUUUUGUCUAAUAUGAUUCCAUUUGAGGAGUCUGGGGCCAAGGUUCCUAAUUUUCUUAAGAAUAUGUAAGUUCUUCUUUUGGCCCUAAAACAGCUUACAGUAAAAUAAAACAUUUAACAAAUUAAACAUCCCAGAUAAGGGGAAAUACACCUAAAAUCAAGGGCAAGGUGGAUUCAAAUCAAAACUCAUUCAGGCAGCUGAAGGAAAAGAAAUGGUGGAAGAAUUGUAGUGUUAUGUAGUUAAAUUUGCCUGGAGUACUUUAGGAGUACAUUUGGUAUACAGUCAUACCUCGAGUUGAAUGUGCUUCGGGUUUCACCGCAUGCGCGGUAGCGGCGAAACACGGCAUGCGCCGUCGCGUCUUGCGUUCCAUUCGGAAUACGAAUGGGGCUCCGGAACAGAUCCCGUUUGCAUCCCGUGGUACCACUGUACUGUACUGGCAAUAGUCUAUUCCUUGGUUGCUGCAGUAUUUCAGUUGGUCUUUGUAACAUUGUAUCAGUUGCUGGAAGAGCACCUAAUGCACAUAGCAAGGGUUGAACAGGGCUGAGCCAGGGUCCUGCCUGUAGUUGAGAGACUGAGAACAUCAAAUCAGCACUGAGCCAGGAAGUCACCAGUUCAAAGUUCAUCUCAUCACGUUGUCUUAGGCAGGAUGUUGUUCUCAUAGGCUUCCUGCCUCACCUCAUUGUGCUGAGAAAGUUAGCCUACCUUGUGGAGGGCUGUAAGAAUUUUUGUGGGUGUGUAAAUGCUAAGUUUUUAUUGUUGCUUGAUAGUUGUUGCUGUUGAUUCCCAUAAAUUUGAAAUUGGGGACAGAUAAUUUAUAUCACUUCCAAAGCUGUGUUAAGUAAAACCCUAAUCUGUUUAAGUGCUGCUAGGAAGGCAGGGCAGAUGAAUGCCUGGACACUUGCAAAGUAGCAGUUAGUAGCAGUGGAUGACACAGCUCCUAAAAUGUGGGUUCAGGUGUAGGCUGUUUGGUAGAUGCAUUGAAGAUGCACCUUCAGCUACUUGUCAUAGUUAAGGAUUCCUUGCUGCUAGCAAGCAAGAUACUUUGAGUGUACAAAGCAAUUCAUACAUUAUCUCAGUGAUCCCUAAGCAGCCCUAAAGCAGCCCUAUAGUACCUUAAAAAUGGAUUUAUUGUGGCGUAUGUUUUUGUAAUGUGUCAUGAACUACACAAUCUUAGUCUUCAGAUGUUGCAAAACUUUGCUUCAACACACUAACACAGCUACUUCUCUGGAAUUCACAGCAGUCACUGCAGAUCAAUAUUAUUCCCAUAUUGCAGGUGCUUGUACAUGUAGGAGUGAGGCUGAGAGAAUAGUGGCUUGCACACCUUUUCGCCGCACCAGCUCUGCAAUUGGGGCGUGGAAGGGAGUACUCCAGGAACACCCUGAAGGAGCCUGCAAUGAUGCUUAAAAGGGAAAAAAUCUUAUACCCUCAACUUUUGUCCAUAACAACUCAAAGUGGCUAACAAUAAAUCAAUUAAACCAACUAAAUGUAAUAAAAAAUUGCCACACACUAUGGCUGAUGGUCCAGCCAUAGUGUAGACUAGUGACAUGUGGCCCUGACGUCCUACUCCUACUUUAAUGAAAAGACCAUGAGACAGAGUAGGAUGGUUGCACAUCCACGAACUAAACCCUGUUGUUUGGUAAUUGAUCACCACCCACAUAACUGCACUAGUCAUUUUGUUUGGUCUGGCUCUCCUUGGAUUUAGCUACCUUGGUUGUAACUUCUGCCAUUAUAAUGCAGUUGUCAAAACUCAGAUAAUGUGUGAUCUGAUUAGGUGGACUGUAUCUGUCUAAUCCCCACCGAUAUUGUGUGACACAGAGCUGGAAACAUUUCAGACACCCAGAUGUUGAGACAUUUGGAUAUUGCCACCUCUAGGUGUGAUGAUGGCCUCCAUCACCGUCUUUUAUAGUAUAUCUACAUCAGGAGAGGGGAGCUUCUGGUUUGUGGGCUAAUCUUGGCCAGCCAGGGGAUCCAAUUUGGCCAACAAGGCCGUUUCCCCCAAAGCAGACCCACCCACUUAUCAGCUUAUGUCACAGAUGAUGUUAGCUGAAUGGGGCAGGAGAAAAGGGUUUAAUCCUGUGUUAGCUGGACUAUCCUGUUCCCAGCAAUGAACAAGAUUGUGCAACCAAUGUAGCAGGAUUCAAGCCUGUUCAUUAGCUGAGCAGGGAUUUAAGCCCUGUGCAAAAGUGCCCCAUUGAAGCAGCUCUCGUGUGCAAGCUGGUUCAAAAAAGCUUUUGCAAAGGCUCCUGCACUCCUGUCUGAUCCUCUGGAAGCUCAAAUGGGAGUGCAAAGUCUCCUUCCUACCCCUUUAAGUUCCUGAUAUUGAAAGCUUAAGCCUCUGAGAUCAAGAGCUUAAAAGUGGGGAACAGGAAGACAUGCAAAGUGCAAGGUAUUUUGACAGGUGGACAGCCCUGAGAGGCAGAUUCUGAUAAAGAUCUGGCCUGUGGAGCCAAAAAGUCUCCCUACUUCUGAUCUACAUCUCUUACACAAGUGUGGUGGAGUUGUCCAACUGUUGCCCUCCUUUGGCAGGAUUGCUUGGCCAUCAUUAUGUCCUAGAUCUCAAAAUGCUUUAUUUUCCUCCCUCGUGUGGGAGCCAGCUUGGUCAGCAAAGUAGUGCAUUCCACAGAUGCUCAUGUGCUGCUGGCUUUUGUGAGAUCACUGGGUGGGUGGGAUUGAGUAAGCCAGCCGUGACCACAGCACCAGGCGAGCUGAAAGAAUUGCUGGGAUGAAGAUGAUGUUGUUGUCAGCACAGAGGGCACUGUGCCCAAAACUCUUGGCUUCGGUAAUCAAUCUUACCAUUGGGAUCAGUCCUAGUUUGCAGUGUGUGCAUUUCUUUUUUUCUUUCUUUUCUUAAAUUUGUCAGUUGCUUUAUCUUGCCCAGGGGAGUCUAAAGCAAAGUUGCAACCAAACAAACAGCAGAUCCCACAUAGAUACAUUAAAACCAAGAGGAAAGAGAAAUGCAUUAAAACCAACCCACCUACUUCUAAAAGGCCACAGAAAUAGUAACAGAAGACUGUGAGACAUGGAAGACAUGCUUCCCUGGCUUGUAGCCUUUUUUCUACCUGGCCUGGGAGGGGAAGGCCCUGACUGACUCCCGCUAUAAAAGCUGAGGUUGCUGAAGAUGCCAGGGACCAUCUUGGUUGUCUCUUAGUGCAGACCCAGAUAAUCAAGUCUGAGCAUCUACAGCUGCCAGCCACCGUGAACCAACAUUGCCAGGAUUGGCAGCAAUAACAGCAGAACAUGUUCUAUGCUUAGGAUAAUAUUUUGUUUUCUUGCUAAUUAUGCUGUUUUAAAUAUGUGUUUGACAAUUGACUUCCUUUAGCAAUGUUUUCUUUUGAAAUGUUUUAAGAAUUUUUAAAAAAUUAACUUUGCUGUGUUAAUGUUUUAUUUAGGAAAACUUUAAGGUAAUAUUUUAAUUUCCAGUUAAUUAUACUACUUUUAAUGUAUACUUUAUAUUUGACUUUCUUCUGUAUUGUUUUCUUCUGUAUUGUUUUUAUUUGAUGUUUUAAUGUAGGUUGUAAACUUCUUUGAGAUUUCCCCCUCCCCCUCCCCCAUGCCCUGCUAUCAAGUCUUGCCUACACACUUCCUUAUGUGCUCAUGGCCGUCCUUCCUUCUAAUGCCUUAAGAUACUUUGGGCAAUCCAGACAGGAAGGCAUGUGAGGAGUGGGAAUGGGUUUGAUUUCAGGGCCAUUGCUUGCUGAGCCCUUAAAAUGACAUUUACCCUAGAUUCUGGCGUAUUAGGCGACUGGGCGUAUAAGACAACUCCCCAAAUUGGCAGCACCAAUUUGGGGGGUCUUAUACGCUUCGGCAGCUUCGCUGGGCAGCGGCAGUGGGUGGCGGGCUCUGCACUGGGAGGAAGCUGCCCAGCGAUGCUAAGCCGGCUUUGCUGGGCGGCUUCCUCCCAGCGCGGAGCCCACAGACCACUGCUGCUUCAGAAGCUGCUGCCGCCGCCGUGGGCGGCAGGCUCCACGCCGGGAGGAAGCCAGCCGGCUUAGCAUUGCUGGGCGGCUUCCUACUUAUGCGGAGCGGAGCGCGUCGCCCACUGCUGCUGCGGCGGCAGCUUCGGAAGCAGCAGUGGGCUCACUGCCGGGAGGAAGCCAUACCCGGCGUAUAAGACGACCCCCGACUUUUAAACCCCUUUUCCGGGGUUAAAAAGACGUCUUAUACACUGGAAUCGACGGUACUGGCUUUGCCUACACACAUGUUCCUAAAGCAGAUUGUAUGUUGGGUCUGCUAAACUGGUUGCAAAUAGCAAGUGGCUCAGGUAUUGUUUGAAUGUUGAGUUCAGCCUCUUGUGUCCCACUACAUUGAAAACAGGUUCCUAGCUGUACAGGAGCCCAGUUGGUCCUGACAGGAGUCAAUAUUACCAGAGUUCUAAUUACUAUACGUGAGCCCUUUGGAGAGGUGGUAACUUUUAGGGGAUGACAAUUUAAUUGUGUCUGUGGCUGUAUGUAGAGAGUGGAGCCUCUUUGUUUCUACUGUAUGGACAAAGCAGGGCUCUGCUUUCCCUUCCUGUCCUCCCUUUUCUCUUACUGGCUGUAGGUACACAUCUGGUAGUGGUUUUGUGUUUGGCCGUGAAAUUCACUAUGAGCCCUGUUGGAAAGGGAAUCUCUGUAAAGCAGGAGGUUGGCUCUGUUUCUGACUUGGGGGAGCAGACAGAAAGCUUGACAGUUCCAAAACCACAUUGGACUGCUGGGCCACACCUUCUCAACUUGGGCAAGCACUUGCACCUUCUCUCUCACCCACCCAGUGAAAUUCAGGGCACAUAACUGGUUUAUUUAAGUGGUAUUUUUAUUUUACCAUUUAAAUUUUGCAUUCUGCAUUUUUUAUUGAUGGGUAAAAACCAUCCAGAGAAUACAGAUAUAUGCAUGGCAAACAGAUGUAAUAAAACAAAUAAUUGAGUGACAUGAUUCAGAUCUUCCCAUCGCACAUUAUUUGAAUGUAUGGAGGGUAGUCUGAGAGGGGCUUCUGUGCCCUUAUUUAUUUUAGAAAAGCAUUUAUCAACAGCUUAAUAUUUGAAAACGAUCUAAGUGGUGAAAAGAAACAAUGCUGUUAAAACAAAAUACAGCCUAAAACCAAUUAAGGUAAAGGUAAAGGGACCCCUGACCAUUAGGUCCAGUCGUGACCGACUUUGGGGUUGCGGCGCUCAUCUCGCUUUAUUGGCCGAGGGAGCCGGCGUACAGCUUCCGGGUCAUGUGGCCAGCAUGACUAAGCCGCUUCUGGCGAACCAGAGCAGCGCACGGAAACGCUGUUUACCUUCCCGCCGGAGCAGUACCUAUUUAUCUACUUGCACUUUGACGUGCUUUCAAACUGCUAGGUUGGCAGGAGCAGGGACCGAGCAACGGGAGCUCACCCCCUCGCGGGGAUUCGAACCGCCGACCUUCUGAUCGGCAAGUCCUAGGUUCUGUGGUUUAACCCACAGCACCACCCGUGUCCCUAAAACCAAUUAAACAACAGCAUGAAAGCAUCUAAAAACAAAUAAAACAGGGAUUUGUGGGAUUCAGACACAUGAAACGGGAUCUAAACUGGGCAUGUGUCUUCUGAAGGUGUGAUGGUCUUUGCAUAUUGAGUAUGUCAGGAGAAGGCAGGCUUGAACAGAGGUGAGAGUUUCUCUCAAUCCAGAGAAAUGAGCAAGGGGGAAAUCUAGUUGGUCAUUCCCUAGUGACUGCCGCAUGCUUGGCACAGAGUGAGACCAUCACAAAAUACUCCUGCUGAAUCCUGGACUUAGUUUGCAUGGAGGAGCCUGCAUUUUAAGCCGAUGAUGUCUGCAGGUGGUGUUUGCUGCCAAAUUGCUCACUGGCUGCUCAUACUUCCCUUGGCACCAGGAGCCAAAGAUGACAAGCACUCUGUCACACUCUGCCGUCAGCUUGCCAAAUUUAACUUGUGAGCCAGUCUCUUAAUGGGUGAUGGGAGCUCUGUAUUGGAUAGUACAGGAUUUUGUCAGAGAGGUCCCUUAAAUACACCUGCUGGGUAUAUAAUUAAGAGAACUGGAGAUCUGUGUGUCUAUUCUCCCUUCCUUUGCAGUGCCUUAGCAAUUCUCCACUGUCCCCCUCAACAGUAGUACUGUCAGAUUCCAUAUUUACUGGGAGCAGCUGUUUGGAACUUGGAAUUUCCACAGAGCCUAGCAGGGCUUAGGAUAUCACUAGUCAAGAUGGAAGCAAAGACUGCAAGUGAGGAGAUAGCUGGAUGAAUUUGGGCCCAGUUUCUAGACUGGUGUGCACAUCUGAUUCCAAGUUGGGAGGGAAUGCCAGUGUAGGAGACAUGUGGGGAAGGUAGACAGCGUGUUUUGCCAUCAAACUAUAAUGUAUACUCCAGCCCUUGACUAAGUUCUUGAGCUCUAAGUGUGUACUUUGCAACCUCUGAGCUGUAGGCGCGGGAUGUUACUGUGUCAUGAAGGAGCAGAAUCUAUUCCAUGCACUUUUUGCAAGGAAUGGAUCCUGAGAGUGAACCUACUGCUGCUUUGUUUGCUCUCCGUGACCUCUGCACAUAGUCCAGUUGUGUUGCAUACUGCCUUGAUGCUGGCUGGGCUAGGCUACAUGAUGGUCAAUUGACUAGCAUCACCUGUAUGACUGAUCUAAAGAAAGAGACCCAUUUAAAAAACAGUGGUUCCAUCAAAAUACACCUGAUAUCUGCAGACAGGUGCCAAAAAGGUGACUGUUCUCAGCAUUAGGGUGGUUGGGGAAGAAAUCCCCCCCCCCAAAAAAAACCCCCAGGUAAACCUCUGAUGCAGCCUUGAUUCUUUCACAUUUGGCAUAAUAUUUUUUAAAGUGAUGUGGGCUGUUUCUAACAUUUUGUAUAGUUCUGUACAGGUGAAUUUCUCUGUCCUGCUGACCCCCAGCACACCCACAUUUCUUUUCCCACAAGUCCUGCUGCUUGGGCUUCCCUUUAUUGGUAUGUGAGUUGGGAUAAAAACACUGCUGCAUUUGUCUAAUCCAUGUACACAUUAGCUCUCCCCCCCCUUCUGUCUGCUAUUGAGUCUGACUCAGCAAUGCAAGGCCGAGUUUUAGACAUCUGGGUUUCAGCAAUUACUCAGCAGAGAUGAUUGGUGAAGUAGGAAGCACAAAGCGGUGACAUAGUUAACAGGAGACUGGAAAGCCAAAGCUGAAGUUUGGACCCGGCUCUGCUGUGCUUCCUGAGUCAAUUUUGGUAAAGGCUUGAGCAGCCAAGGCUACUGACCUUCAGUGAGAAUGAUUAGAUAGGUUUAUAGCUCUCUGUGUCUUCAAGGACUUAGGGUGGGUGUUGGCCUUUCUAAAAACACCAGUCUUAAGUUUUGAUAGGAGACAGAAGCAGGAGGGUGACGAGGGGUGAGAAAAUGCAGUUCUACAUAGCACUUAGAUGGGUGUGGUUGGGAGUGGAGGACUAGCUUGAGCUCAAACAGUUUAGGGAAAUCUGGGUUUGGGGGAGUUUUGAAGAAAGAAAGAUGAGUGGUACUUCGUAGACAAUUCCCAGGCAGAGGCGGCACCAAGGGAGAACAGGAAGAAUUCAGGAGCAAAUGAUCUUAAAGAGUAGUGGAAUAAGAGGUUCAAGAGCAGGGAAAAGUAACUAGGAGGAUUGAGAGGGAAGUGGAUCUGGGCUAGAUUGUUAAAGAUUUGCAGCCAUUCCUUAGACAUGUAAGUUUGUGGUGGGAACGAUAGUUGAAAUUUUCCAGGAAGAGCUUUGCAGUCAUCCUGAGUGAAGCAGAGCUGUCUUAGCUGCUUUAUUGGUAGUUCCCCACUAUAGUCCAUUUGACAAGCUUCUUUUGCUACCCAGCUUUGCAGUGAAGUUGAAAAUUUUCUUUUGUGACAUGUGAUGUUGCUAUGGGAAUGGGGUGCCAUUAUCAUGCAUACCUCGUUAUGACUUCAUUGGUGGGGUUAAGGCCUGGGCAAAGCCUGGACCAAAGGCUGGCUGAAAGUGGGAUUGGAAGUUGAGAAUUGGGUAAACAGGUGCUAGAUCCUACUUGUAUCAUAUAAAAAUUCCUUUUCAGUCUCAUCCUUCCCUCAUUUUUCUUCAACUGCUACCUGCAGUAGCAUAAGAUUGAAGAAACAAUCGGGCGCACUCUGCAGGUUCUGUACCUGGCCAAAGGUGGAAUGUUUGACCAACUUGGGUUUUGAGAGCAUUCCUGUUUGGUGUUGGAGAAGCAAAGCUUCUAGGGUGUUCUCUGCAGGGAGGUUGGCUUUGGAACAGAGGUGGACUUUUAGGCAGCUGAGCAGCUAAUCAUUUUAACCAUUUAUGUCAGAUACCUUAUAAUCCUUUUAGAUUGAAAUGAACUGCUAGAUGAUAGAUAAGAAGGAAAGAGGAGGAUUUGGCCUCCCUGACUUGGAGUUGCAGUGGGUUUGACCUGGUUAAAAGAAUGGAUUAAACUAGACGAUUCGGAUGUAUUGGAUUUAGAAGGAAUAGAGACGAGAUUUGGAUGGCAUGCCUAUCUAAUAGAUGAGAAAGUUAAAGUACAUAAAGGCUUCCUAGGGCAUAUAAUCAGAAAGUCUAUAUAUAAAAUAUGGGAGAAAUAUAAAAGACUCCUAGAGCCAAAAACUCCAUGGUGGGCAUCGCCGGCAGAAAUUGUCGCAGUGAAAAAAUUAAAUAUGAAAGAGAACUGGGCCACUUAUAAAACUGUAUUAAAGGAAGAAAAUGGAGAAUUGGAAUUAAAGGACUUUACAGAAAUUAAAGUUCAUAUUAGUGAUUGGUUCCAAUAUAUUCAAAUUAAGUAUAGAUUAGCGAAAGGCAAAAAGAUAGGAUUUGAAAAAGAAAUUUCUAAAUUCGAUAAAUACAAGAAAAAAAAUCUAAAUUAUACAAUUUGAACUUAGAGUGGGAAACAAAGGAUGAACUGGUUAAAGCAUCCGUUAUUAAUUGGGCGCAAGAUAUUGGGAAAAAUAUUAUGCUUGAACAGUGGGGGAAAUUGUGGAAAGAAGAUAUGCAAUUCACUGCGUGUUGUAUAUUGAAAGAAAAUUACCUUAAAAUACAGCAUAGAUGGUAUUUAACACCUGAAAGAAUAGCCAAAUGAAUAAAAACUGUGGCGAUGUCUGCUGGCGAUGCAGCACAGAAAAAGGCACUAUGAUGCAUAUAUGGUGGAAUUGUUUAAAUAUCAAACAAUUUUGGGAAACUAUAUAUAAUGAAAUGAAAAAAAUGUUUAGAUAUUUAUUUAGGAAAACAUCAGAAGGUUUUCUAUUGGGAAUAGUGCCAGGAAGUUUAAAGGAAGAAGAUAAGACAUUAUAUUUAUAUGCAACAGUAGCCGCAAGGCUAUUGAUUGCGAAAAAUUGGAAAAGUAGUAUAAUGCCGACAAAAACAGAGUGGCUUGCCAAAUUAUUGGAGAAUUACAAUAUAUCCAAAACAAUGGGAGAAAUUGGAAGGAUCUCAAAAGAGAAGAUAGACAAGGACUGGAAGGUGUUUUAAAGAUACUUGCAAAAUCAUAUUGAAAAAUCAGAACUCCUAUUAGAAUAAACAAGUUCCGUUAUAAAUACUGAAAUACUAAAUAAGAUGGAUAACAAUGUGUAACAGAAAAAGAAGUAGAAAGUUGUUUUAUAAAAUAAAAAAUAUAUUUUAAAAAAAGAAAUCUGAAUCCUAGCUGAUUCAGUUCCAUCAACCCCUGCUCUACCAUCAAAGAGAAAGAGUCCUUGAAGCUGUAUGUCAUCUUGACAUUAUCUGGCACUUAAUUAAAUGGACAGUAGUGGGGUGGAUUACAUGCCGAGAACAUCACCUAAUCUUCAUUCACCCACACAUACCAUCUGCUGGAAAAUAAAAUCUGCAGGUUUAUAUGGCAAAAUAAAUAAAUAAUAAUAAAAAGAAAUGAACUGCUACUCAUUUCCCCUUCUGGGCUCAUUGCUCUUAGAUAGGGUGUGUGUGUGUACACCUUCCUAUAGGAGAAAUUUUAAAAAAACUAGAGUUUUGUGGAGGUUUAAGGCAUAGGCAGCUGCCUAUCCUGAUUCAGUCCAUUGGUCCAUCUAGCCCAGUAUUGUCUACACUGAUUGGCAGCAGUGGUCCAGGGUUUCAAUAAGGAGUCUUUCCCAGCCAUACUUUGGGAUAGAGCAUAGGGAGCCUUAUCCGUGCAAUGUCCCGACUCACUGCACGAUAUAUUCCUCAUCUGCAAAUAGAUUGUUGGUACCAUUUGGCAAGUGUUGAAAACAGUGCCUACGUUUGAGGACUAUGCCUAUUUUCUUUUGGUUGCCCUAAGAAAUGGAGUAAAAAUGACCUCCUCUUUUCUUCCACUGUUAGAAACCAUGGCGAGCCCAGCAAAAGAGAACAAUUACAGAAUGAAGAGCUACAAAAACAAGGCACUGAACCCGGAGGAGAUGCGCCGGAGGAGAGAAGAAGAAGGGAUACAGCUACGCAAACAGAAGCGGGAGCAGCAGGUAACUCCUGUGUGGAUGGUGAGCAGGGCAUGUAGGUUGACCAGAAAUAUGGCCCAGGCUGAUAGUUUCUACUUCUGGCUGUGCUCUGUGUUUCUAGAGUGUAGGAGACAGAUGAGUUUCAACUUCUUGUGUAAAUGAUUCUUUGGUCAUUGCCAUCACUGGCUAUGCGGUUCCUAGGCAGCUGGCAGAACAACAAAAUGGAUACUAAAACAUUGGGGUCUGAAUUGACCUAACCACUUGACGGCUUAAAGUUGCAGGUAGGUGGGUGGGUUCCAGUUUUAAUUAGUGGACACAUGCAUUACCUGGGGCUGUCUUUGAUCUGGUAUGCUACCAUAACAGGUAAUAAGAGGAAGUACUAGAGAGCCUUUCCUUUUAAUAAACAAAACUACUGUUCUUGAUCUCCCACUUGUAUCUCAAAAAUGCCCUUAUAUGAAGUUUCAGUAAAAUGUAAAUAAACUAAAUUUCUGGACAGUGCCUUUACACAGUGCUCAACAACUUGAACACUGUGUAAGAGACCAGUGUUUCCUGAUGAGGAGUUUUGUGGCCCUUGCAAUUAGUGUUGUUCUGUAUCUGUUUCAGAAGAUGUGGUUCUGCAAAUUGGAUUUGGGGAGGGGGCAGGAGGGGAGGGAGGCAAACCACAAAUUAUACCCCUCAGAACCUGUAGAUCGUGAGGCUUGAGGAACGAGUAGCAAGCCAGGAUGACCUGUGUCUCUUGCUAAGCUAACUGCAGCUGAAGUAAACAUUGCUUUGGAUGAUUGAAAAGGGUUGUUUAUUGUUGUUUAUUGCCAGCAGUGCACACACUCUUCUUCUCUUCAGUCCUACUGCACUAUUAUAGAAUUUGUGUCCUAGACCUCUGAUUUCUUAGAAGUGAAGAGUCCUCACAAGAGGAUUUCAUGACUGAUGAAUCUUAAAUGCUGAUGGGAACAAACAGAACCCUGCUUUCAAAGAGUGAAGGGGACUUAAGUGACCUGAAGGCAUUUGCUUAUGCCCAACAUUUGGCAUUUUUGUUUGCCAUUGAUUUGAUACAUAUCCAUUUUCUAUUUCAGCUCUUUAAACGAAGAAAUGUGGAGCUAAUUAAUGAAGAUGCUGCUAUGUCUGACAGUCCUCAUGUAGACUCAUUUGUCAGUUCCACCACAGGUGGGGUAAGUAUUCUCAGAAGCUGUGUCAUAUUCCCAUCUAAUGGCAUUUAUUGUGCUUUGGCUUAUACCACUAUAAUCUUACUAGUACAGAAAUGAAGAACUGUUUUAAGUAAACUUAAUUUACUCUCUGCUGUUCCUUUUUAGUUUUUUUGCAGAGGUGUAAGAUGAGGACCUGGUUUAUUAAUUAAAAAUGAAAUAAAAGGACCUUACAAGAUCUAAACCUGCAUGUUCUUCGGUCCAGUUUGGUAGUUUCUCAUCUGAAGAACUGUUAGAUUUGGGCAUUGCUUUGAAGAACUAGCCUUAGGACUGUUACAUAUGGGCUUUUUUCAGGAAGGUGUAAUCACAAGGGAGAUGGUGGAAAUGCUGUUCUCUGAGGACCCUGAUCUUCAGCUACUAACUACCCAACGCUUCAGGAAACUGCUUUCAAAAGGUAAAUAUAGCUAUUUAGAAUUUUCUAUUGUAAAUAGAAAUUGUAGGAAUGUUGUGUGUAUUUUCUUUGUUUGGUUGACCUUGAGAUGCUUUAAUUGCUGAAAUAGUUUGCCAGAAACUUAUGAAAAAAUCAUAAAUGAAAGUGGACUGAAUAGGUGAAGUAUAAUAAGUUAAGAAUGGGGAUAUACAAACAUGGGGUUGGAAUAUUGAUAACCUUUCAACCUUGAUUGUUCUUGGAAUGAGAGAUGGUGUUUUUAGUUUUUUAAACCAUUUCUUGACCCUUUCCAACAGUGCCUAUGGAUGUAUGUAUGCCCUGUUGGCCCUAAUUUGAAGAGCUUCUUAUGAAGAAAGCAGAUGGUUUUAAACAAAACUGAACAUAGGGUUAAAUCACAUAUAUACAAAUAGGACCUGAACUGGUGCCAUAGUGGAUCAGUUGAUGAAAAUGUCAACCUUGUGAGUGGCAGCUGUGAAACAGUCAAGUUCCAUUUUAAUGAUCCUUAGGAAAGGGAUUGAGAAUAAAAGUGACAAUGUCAUAAUGCUGUUAUACAAAUCUUAUGGUGUGACUGUACUUGGCAUACUGUAUACAAUUCUGGUUGUCCCACCUCAGAAAGGAUAUUGUAGAGCUAGAAAAGUUUACGAAAAGAGCAACCCUGAUUUCCAAUCAGGAAAGGUUGCAGCAUUUGUGGCUUCUUAAUGUAGAGAAAAGAUGAGCAAGGAGUGAUUUGAGAGGUCUGUAGACCUAUGCAUGGUAUAUAGAAAGUGGGUAGAAAAGUGAGUUUUUCGCUGUCUUUCAUAACAUUAAAACCUUGACCAUUCAAUGAAGCUGAAUGUUGAAUGAUUAAGGGGUGUGAGUCAUUGAGAGAAAGUACCUAUCCACAUAGUGCAUAAUUAAAUUGUGGGAUCUGUUUCAUAUCUUGAUGGCUUUAAAAGAGGAUUAGACAAAUUCAUGGAGGAUAAAACUAUGUUCUGCCUCUAGUCUGCCUCUGUUUAUCAGUUCCUGGGAAUAGCAAGUGAGGAGAGAGUGCUAUUGCACCAGUGUCUUGCUUGCAAGAUUCCCAUAGGUAUUCCACUGCCACUUGGAGUACAUGAUGCUGGACUAUAUGGGCUCUUCUGACGUUCUUAUGCUAUAUUCUUAAUGCAAUGGCCAUUUUAAUUGAGAAUAUUAGAGUCUUGAAAAUACGGAUGGCCUGGUGGUGGUGAGAUUUCUGACCUUGAGCUCUAUGUUGUCCACCACAUGCAGGAGCUAGGCGCUUGUCAAUACGUAAUCUUCCCUUGCCUCAGGUGUAGCCUUCAUUGAACGCUGAGAACCUCAGCUGUCGGAACAAAUAUCUUGCCUUCGUGUCAGUGAUGGAAACCGAUAAAAAGGGCAUCAGUGCUUAGUGAUGUUAAAUAAUCGAGAACAAUCUUUUGGAGAAUAUUCUCGAGAAUAUUCUUGAUUAAUGAGAAUAAUACAGAAUUUUCAUUUAAAAUGGAGAAUAUUUGUUUUAAUGCAUUGAAAAUGAUAUAAUACAUAUGACUUGCUAAAAAAAAAUCUUCCUUAGCACGUUAUGCUGCUUGCUGUACCAAAAUAUCUUGUGCAUUAUAUGGUAGACUUGCUGAUAUUUUGAGAUCAGUGAACUUGGUAUCUUGAAUUUGUUCAUCUCGUGAUAAAUGAACACCAUUAUACUUGGGAUGAAGGAUAUUUGCAGCAAAGUGAAUUGGCUGCAAUGCCAUUUCUUUUCUUAACUGCCUCUUUCAACUGUUUCUCUUCUUGCUCAAAGGCAUCACUUUUUCAAAGUGAUCUUCUAGUUCUUUAAAUGACUCAACCACCCUACUUAACUUUGGUGUGUCUGAUUCUAAUAAUGUUAUCCAUUUCACUAUUGGAGCAAUAAGGUCAUGAAAUUUUAGUACUCUUAGCCAACAUACUGCCUCAUCUAGUAUCAGGGACUUUAUAUGAUUUGAUAAAAUAUCUUCCACUUCUUCUUUUACAGCCAAAGCUUUUAAAGCAUACUUUGUGUCUGACAAACUCUUAAGGCAAAACUGAAGAGAGCUGUGGAGAAUAUUCUGUGGAGAAUUUUCUAGCAGACAAUAUUCUCAUUCUCGAGAAUAUUCUCCGGAGAAUAUUCUCAUCUCACAUCACUAUUUGUGCUAACUGCUUACAAAAUAAGUACCUAAGUGCUAUUUUAGCAUACCACUGGUGUCGUGGAGAAAAAAGUAUGUGUUAACAGUAGUCUUUCCCCCUAUGUUUAGAGCCCAAUCCUCCAAUAGAUGAAGUGAUCAAUACUCAGGGUGUGGUGGACAGGUUUGUGGAGUUCCUCAAAAAAAGUGAAAACUGCACAUUGCAGGUAAGUGAGAAUGAGAUUCCUUUGCAUUUGGUGUUCAGUGCUAUCAACAAGGUGGUCAUCUGUUUCUCUGGAAAUUAAAUUGGCCCCGUUGUCACUCUUAGUGUUUGUGCCUUUGCAUGGGGUUGUUUGUGACUGUAGCCACGACUGUGGUCGUACUUUCCUUCCCACCAAACGUUAAGCAUCCGCCCACAAACCUAUAACAUAAAAGCUCACUUACAUGAUGUGAUGUCCAUAGACUUUGGUUCUGUUGUUUGACUACCUUUCAUUUCCCCCACAAUCCCAGACACAGCAUCAAUCUGGGGCAUGGUGGGGAAAAUAAAAUGGAGGCAGUGCUCUCUCAAAUUAAAGUUAAUUAAAAUUUAAAAAUUUAAAAGUGAGGCUUUAGCCACUACAGCUAAAAUGGGUAAACUUCUUCCAUGAGGGUGUCUUUUGUAUCUUCAGAGAAUCAGUAAAAUGGCUCCUGUUUUUUUGGCAGAAGGGGGGAGUAGGGGUUCCAAAUUUUGUUUGUACUUGGGUGGAUUUUGUGUGGGAGGGUGGGGGGAGGGAGGAAAAAUGGGGAAAUAAGGAUGAUAUGUUUCUGGAUAAUAUGUUUUGUUUUAAUUUUGAAUAAUUUUUUUUAAAAAGCAAACAAAUUUUGCUUGUACAUUCCCAAUAGAAAAUUUGAUUAAGUCCUUUGAACUUUCACCACAGCCCUGGUCACGGCAUGUCAACAAAGUGUCCAACCUCUGAAAUGCUCUGCUCUGUGAAAUGUUUCUCUCAAGGCACAAACUGAACAGUUCUGUGAGAAGUCAGUUUUGACUUGCUUUAGCUAAAAUCCAGGACAACUAAUCCCCUGUUGCAGGAAUUUCCAAACUCUAGUCCUUCAUUCAAGUGGUCCAUGGCAUGUCCGUAUAAAAUAUUAAUAUUGAAUUUUUAAUUGUAUUUUUAUUGCUUUUUUGUUGCUUGUGUUGUAUUUUAUUGCAGUACGAUUUGAAUUUUGUGGAGUGCGAAUUGUAAUACAAUAAAAUACAAAAUUAGAAAUAACAGAAGCAAUAAAAAGACAAUUAAAAAUCACGCAGCAUCUCACACAGCUCAUUGCAAUUGCUCUAACAGGCAGAAAAACCAUUAAGUGGUUCACUAUGUCCAUCAAUGAUUUUCAAGUGUUUGGGGUGGGGAGUUUGGGGGCCACUGCUCUGUUGUACAGUGUACUUCUGUUGGAGACUUCCUUUAAUUGGUUGCUUGUUACUUUUCAGUUUGAAGCUGCAUGGGCAUUAACAAACAUUGCCUCGGGCACUUCACUACAAACCAAAAUAGUAAUAGAAGCUGGAGCAGUUCCGAUCUUCAUUGAAUUGUUGAGCUCUGAUUUUGAAGAUGUCCAAGAGCAGGUAAGGCGUUUUCAGGGAGAGCUUUUGGCUUAGCUGUGGGAGAGCAGUUCCAAAUAAUUUCUUUGCUGCAAAGCUUUUAUAUGAUAGAAAAACUGGCUGUUCCCUGUUGCUUGUGAAGCCCCUACCCUGCCUCUUCAGUGUCAUUGACAAAGCUGCAGUGAUGUCACAGAAAGCUCAAGGACUGUCUUUCCCCGUAUGAACUGACCCAGACCCUGCAGUCAAUAUCUGAUACCAUUCUUCAUGUGCACCCUCCACGGGAGGCCCAGAGAGUGGCAACACAAGAAUGGGACUUUUCUGUGGUGGCUCCCCAUUUGUGGAAUGCUUUUUCCAGGGAGGCUUGCCAGGUGCCUUAGUUACAUAUCAUUAGCAUUCCUUUUCAACCAGGCCUUGGGCUGUUAAUCAAUCUAUGGCCUUUUAAUGCGGUGUGUGUUUGUGUGUGUGUAAACUGCCUUGUGGUCUCUUGAUGAAGGGUGGUAUAUAAAUUUAAUAAAUAGUAAUAACAAAAGCAUCCUGACUGCUCAGAGCAGUGGGCAGGGCCUGUGGUGGCAUUAGUGCUUUGUAGGCAUGCUCAAGAGCAGUUGGCAAGAACGGGAAUGGGGCAGCAAGGGAACAUAGGAGCUUGAAUCACUGUGGGUCAAUGAUUCAAAGUAGAGAGAGCAAGAUCAGAAUGCUAGGGAUGCAUUUUACACUGAUUUCAACCAAACAUUUGGCAGUAGCUCCCUACAGCAAUUAACAGCUGCCCACAUUGGUGUGUGCAGAAACUCUCAGGAAAAAAAAGCUUUGCUACGUUUUAAUUGCAAAAAUGACAAAUAGCUGAAAGUUGCCGCAAGUUAUUGGAUUCUUUGAGGGGGCCCAGGGAUUCCUGCUCCACCAUUCCCUCUCCAUUCAAUGACUGAGUGCUGAAGCUCCUGUUCUUCUUCCAGGCUGUUUGGGCACUGGGGAACAUUGCUGGAGACAGUUCUGCCUGCCGUGAUUACGUCCUCAACUGUGGCAUCCUCCCUCCCUUGUUGUUGUGAGUAGCUGUUGCAUGAAACUCCGACUUCGGGUGCUCCUUGGCAAUGCCUGUGUGCGUGUGUUCCUUUGUUUCCAUUCUACAGCCAUGGACGUAAAGAUUUUGUUAGGUGGCAUGAAACUGCCCUGGGAAGGGAGGACUUCCGGGGUGGCGCCAUCGGCAAUGGCGGACUCCCUCUGAACUGGAGGGACCAGCUCCACAGGAAUCGGGUCUUUUCCGCUACGGCGAAGUGGGGACCCUUUCAAAAAUCACAGGCGGAUGAAGCCUGUGACCAUGGGACUCGGCGGGCACCUUUAGCGCCCCCCCAACCCGCAAAGGAACCCACUAACGGGCUCCGGAGCGAAGAGGGGGAAGUGGCGCGGUGCUGAGAGUCAACUGCUUCUUCCGUGGAGCGAAGCCGCACAGCCGUUGCCGGAGAGCGCUGCCUUUUUCCUGGGACAAUUUGGCUUUUAAAACAAUCACCCGUGAGUACUUAAGUUUUGGACAAUUGGACUCUAAAUAAGGAUUUGUGAGCAGAAAGGAAAACUGGACUUAAAAGUUUAACUUAAUUUGGCACUGAAACGGGAAGGUCUAAACAGGAAGUCAGCCUUCCGUUUCUUUGUAGAUAGAUUAAAGCAAAGACACAGCAAACUAAAGUUCUGAAAAUCGUUUCUAAAGGAUUAACUUUCAUCAUUUAAAAUUGUGGAACCCCUUCGGAAGCAGGAGAAGAGGGGGAUUUUUCUGGACUGUUUAAACCUGCAGAAGUGAGUGUAAAGUAAAGUAACUUUCCACCGUCUUGAUCCUGGAGCGGGGUGUCAGGACUGACGUUCUUUGAAGCUCAUUGACCAGAGACAAACGUUUUUGACAGUUAGCUAAAGGAAGAGAUACAUAGUGAUUCCAUUGUUCCCCUUCGCAUUUUAAAGGAACAAAUAUUGACAAAAUAUCUGAAAAAGGAAACUUUGUUGUUAGAUUUGUUUUUAAAAGAAAAGAACAAGCAGAAGUCUUUCCCCUAGAGGGAGCCUGUGAAACUGUAACCAAUUUUGAAUCGGGAAGCUCGCAGCUGUUACAGAUUACGAUCGUGGGAAUAGUCUUCUGACCUUGCAGGACAAUGUAUUCAGAAGCUCUGUUGAGUGCUUUCUGUAAAACAAGUGCCCUACUGGAACAGCUACAUGAGAAGACGGAUUUUAUGACUGAUGCGAUUAGAAAUUUUGGACAGGCAGUGGGAUAUUAUAUAGAGCCCACCCAGGAAUUAGAUCAGGAGUGUGCCCUGACAGAACAGAUGAGGGAAGAGGAUGUUGCUGAAUCUUGGGCGCCAGGGAUGGAGGAGCUACGGCCCAGCAGGAACAUGAAUUCUUGGAUUUGAUAAAUGAACUUGGAAAAAGCCAGAUUUGGAAAGAUAAAGUUUGGUUUGGUUUGGAAAUGGGGGGUUGGAUAGACCCCCCUAUGCAGGGAGGUUUGGGCUUUUCGAGUCUGGCAAUGGGCCGUGAGAUGUUUGGGGUUGUGGGGGCUCUUAAUUUUGGAGGGUUUUUGAAACAUGUUCUUAAAUACCACAUGGAACUUAGUGGGAACUAUGGAAAAGGGGCUGAUUUGUCGAGAAGGAUCAAAAGCAUUGUCAAGCUGGAGCUCCCAAGAGUGAAAGAAGUAGGAGAUAAAGGAAAAUAUAGCUAUAAAUAUGAAGAAGAGCUGCGGAAGGGACAUGGAAGAGACUUAAGGGCCUCGGACAUAAGGUUACCAGGUUAAUGCGCUAGAUUGAUGGGAUAGAAAGGACUGACAAAACCCAGGUCCAGGAGGAAGAGACGCUGGAUGAAGAUUGGAUUGUUAUUUCUUUUAUUAUGAUUGUUUUAUAAAAUUGAUGAAUGUUAGAAAAAUGUUGGAAUGAAAUUAUUUGGCUUUAGUAAAAAUGUUUAAAGAAUUAUGUAAGAAUAUUAUGGUUAUGAGAAAUUGGUAAAAAUAAGAUUUAAGUUUUAAGUUUUAAGGUUUUCAUAGUAAGAUAAGAUUAAAAUAGAUUAAGGUAAAGUAAUGACAGAAUAUUAUGAAAUAUGGAAAGGAUUUGCUGUUACAAUUAAUAAUCAGGAUACAAAAAAAGGGAGGAGGAGGAGGUGAAAGAAAGAAGGUAAUGACAGUUAAAGAUAUGAGAAUAUUGGAUUUAUUUUUAAAUGUUUGUGGCAUAUUUGUUUUUUAAUUGUGUAGUGUUAUUUUUUGAUUUUGAUUUUUAUUAAUUUGUAUUGUUUGAAUGUGGUUUGUCUUUUCUUUGUUUUUUCUUUUUUUCUUUUUUAUUCUCUUUUGUAAUUUUAAAAUUUUCAAUAAAUAUCAUUAAAAAAAAGAAAAAAGAAACUGCCCUGGGAAGACCCAGUGGGAUUUUUCUCUUGAGUAGGAUCAAAUUGAUCACCAUAUUUGGAGUCUGGAGGAGACUUCUCCCCAGACGAGACUGGCUAGAGGUCCAGGAUAGAGACUCAUUUUUCUUAGUAACACGCAGCUUAUCACUCCAAUAACUUUAAACAACCCUGUAGGUAUUUUUGGUGUGACCCACCUUGUGAAGGCCAGAUUGCAAGAAGCCCAUGGUGGUUUAGCAUGAUGCUAGUGAUGAGGCUCACUUGAGGAGGGAUGCGUGGGAAAGAUCUCUGCUCAGGGAAAAAUGUGCAAGGCCUUCCUUCCUUCCUGAUAAUGAAGGAAGAUGGAAUGGUGGGUGAAGAUCAGAACGUGGAUGAGAGCCAGUUUUAUAUUGUGAACCUGAGCUCUAAGGGUGUAGGGUGGUAUACAAUUUUUAAAAAUAAUUGAAUGAAUGAAUGAAUGGAUAGAUAGGUUAAGACCUAGGACCUGGGAGACAAGGUUUCAAAUCCCCACUCAUCUCUCAGUGACCUCAGGUCAUUCACACUCUUAGCCUAACCUAUCUCACAGGGCUGUUAUGAGAAUAAAAUGGGGGAGGAGGAAAACUUUAUAUGCCACCUUGAGCUGCUUGGAGGAAAGGUGGGAUAUAAAUGUAAUAAACAAGCAUGUUUAGUUGAGCAACAGAGAGGCUAAUAGAUUCAGGUUUCCACUUGGUCAUUUAAAUUUGCUAGGUGACAUAAGAGCAGUCCUGCUGGAUCAAGCCAAACACAUCUCCAGUGUUCUGUUCUCACAAUGAUCAUCCAGAUGCUUAUAGGAAGCCCUCAACCAGAACAGACCAUGAUCCAGUUCUCUCAGCCUAAGCAAUCUCUCCUAAGUCGUGGUUGGGGGAUCUCCAGCCCAUGGGACAAAUGUGGCCUGGCACAGUUUGCAGUUUGGCUCGCAAGAUGGUCCUCCCUCCCCCCACCCCCAAAUCUUGCUUACUUGUCCCCCACCUGAUGUUACAUAUGAUGCUGGUGUGGGGCAGAUAGAGAUGUGGCUGGAUCUGCUGUGUGGUAGACUUACCUGCGGGGAAGUCAGUCACAUAGCUGGUCCCUGCAGAAAGCAGCUUUGCCAGCCCUGUGCUCAGCACUUUGCAAAGCCCCUUGCACUGCAGUUCCCAAGUGCUUGACGGCUAGCUGGCUGCAAGAUAGUUGGGUGGGACAGCCCACCUGUCAAUCACAAAUGUUAAAAUAGGAUACCCCACAGAAGCUGCCCUGAGUAGGUGGGAGAAAAGGCAGGAUAAAACUUGAUGAUGCGAAAUAAGACGUAUCUUGCAAGUGUUCAUUGUUGCAUAGUAGGCAUUUUGGAUUUUGGAUUGAGGUAACUCAGCUUUCCUUUAAACAGACCAGAAAGGUCUGGGUGUGUUUCGGAUUCUCCUUUUCUACUUUUGCAGUUCAGCUUGAAUUCAAGCUGUCGCUGAAAGGAAAAGGACUUAAGGAUUAGAAGAGUUUUAACUGAUAAAAAUGAUGACUGUAAGAACAAACAAUCGUAAUCUCUAGAUUUAUAUUUAGCAAUGUAAUAUUUAUAUAAAGUAUAAUUUGUCUGUUUUCCAGACUCCUCACAAAAUCCACCAGGUUGACAAUGACACGAAAUGCUGUCUGGGCCUUGUCAAACUUGUGCAGAGGGAAAAAUCCACCCCCUGAAUUUGAGAAGGUGAGAUAUAAAAGUGUGGCCUCUGCCCUGGCACCUUCCACAGAAUGAUGUCGUAGAACUCUAGACUAUACUAUUUGAAGUAGAUGCCCACAACCACACUCCACCCACAUGCUUCAUAUUUUGUAAUGUGGGGCCAAAAAGUCUGUAAGAAACUACUACAUCUGGAAGAAAGUUUCAGGGUUGGCCCUUGGCAAAAAUAUCCACUGCUAACCCUGGGUUGUGUGCGAAGUAAUGAGCAUGCCAGGAAUAGCCCACCAUGAGCUUCUUCUACACGGACAUCUCACUGUGACCCUGCUGUGCUCUCCAGUAGACAGUGAUUGUGAGCAACAGCCCCAAGCCAGGGUAAGGGAAAUGAAGGGGGGCAGAUUUGUAGCUUGGGCCAUUGGUUCAAACAAUCCAUCCCCACUUUCCCAAAAUGGAUUUUUAUGUUAUGAGUCAAGUUGGACAAGAGUUUGGUCUUGCAGUUGACAGGCAUUCAGGCAUUCUCCUUCAAUGCUUGCAACUUGUCCUGGUCCCCAACCCCAAUUGGUCAUGGGCUUAUUUGUCAUUCUGCCUCUCUUGGGAUCUUACUAUCUUUCCCUUACGAUUGUGCUUCUUGGUAGGUGUCAUCAUGUUUGCCAGUCUUGUCACGCUUACUCUUCAGCAGUGACUCAGACUUGCUGGCGGAUGCAUGCUGGGCCCUCUCCUACCUGUCGGAUGGCCCCAAUGAGAAAAUCCAGGCUGUAAUAGAUUCAGGGGUGUGUCGGCGACUGGUGGAACUGCUGAUGUAAGUGUCCAGCCUCUGAAGGAUGUUGGGGUGUGUGUGUGUGUAAUGGCAGAGUUGCCUCCCCUCUAUAGCUGGGAUUCAUAGGAGGACAUCUCUCUUACAUGACAGGGAUAUGGGUGCACAAUGUUAGCCACAUGUUGGCCUGAGAGAAAUGUUGGCACCCUUUGGAAGUUUUACAAAAGCAGUAUAUGCAAUUAAUAUUGACCGUUAUUAUGGCUAGAGUGGCUUCCAUUCAUCAGAAGGGGGAUAAUGUUAAUGUACAUUAUAGGUACUGAGACCUUCUGACAUAGGAAGCAUGGAAUGGCACCAGCCCCUGCAUAUAUGUGUGUGCACACACUGGAUUUAAAAUGGAAUAAAUAGGUGGGAUAAUGUGAACAGCACCAUAAUUUUUCUUUGGGGUUUUGUUUUUUUUACACACAAUUAAGUGGUGCAUAAAUCUUACAAAAUAAAUAAAAUAAAGUAGAUGUCUUAAGUAGGGCAGAAGUACCACACUCAAAAUGAUAGAGCAUAGCUAGUGUGAAGAGGAGUGAAGCAUUGAGAUAGGGAUUGGGGUGUUCCUUCUGCUGGGUAAUAAGGUGGGCAUCUUUUCCUUUUCUUCUUCUCCUGGCAGGCACAGUGAUUACAAGGUGGCCUCCCCAGCUUUGCGAGCUGUUGGCAACAUUGUGACGGGGGAUGAUAUCCAGACCCAGGUGACGUUGGGAAUAAGAGUUAAAUGGGGCCGUCCCAAAUUCAGGAUACGGGAACCUACAACCACUGCAGAGGCCUGGUUCUGGAAGAUGCAUUUCUGUUAGGCUUUGGGGAGAAGAUGUGAAAGUGUCAUCAAAGCAAACACUGGCUUCAUUUGGGGGGGGGGUGUGGAUUUGCAGUCAUACAGGGAAAGCCGGAUUGUUUCUUGCCACUGUGAAUUGUAACAAAACAGAGACUUUUCAAGAUAGCUAGAGAGCAAGAGCUUGGUGCUCUUCUUUUGGGUAGGAGCAGCUGUCUCUAACAAACGCCUCUUCAACUUCCCCUUUUCAGGUGAUCCUGAAUUGCUCAGCUUUGCCUUGUCUCCUUCAUCUACUCAGCAGCUCCAAAGAGUCUAUCCGGAAAGAAGCUUGUUGGACGAUCUCCAAUGUCACAGCGGGGAACAGUGCUCAGAUACAGGUACAGCUUGCUUUGACUCAAAGGGCAGCAGACCUUUUGGGUCUUUUACUCUGGUAAUGUAAUGGGAGAGAUGGCAUGGGAAGGGCAUACAUAAUUGCUGCUGUUUGAAUGUAUGAGAAUACAUUCUCAUAAUUGCUGAGAAAUAAUUGGCUAUUUCUCAAGCAGUCUCCCUGUUGGGUACCUGGGUGCUGAUGCAAUAACAGUGCCAGCACUGCAUUUGGGGUCAGCCCUUGGGGCAAGGGGAUACUCUCCUCCUUGUCGCCACUACUGCUUGUUCACCUGCCUGCUUUCAGGGAGAGGGUGUGCAGGUGGCAGUGGCGAGGUGAAAGAGGGCCAGAAGGCUAUAGCAGUUGACAGCAGGCCACUGCUGGAGUAUUGACCUUAGCAGGUGCCUGAGAAAGCCAGCCCUGGGGUGUGGCAGCCAUACUGUUAUGGUACUUUACGGUACAAGCCUGGGGAUACUGCAGGGAGGGGAAAGCUGUUAGGUGGGAGAUUUAUAUUAAUCUUGCUCCUACAACUUUUACAAAUUGUAAGGAUGGAAAUAAGUAGGCAGUUUCUUACUGCUAAAGCAAAAACACUUUGGAAUGUGAAAGCUUCUUCAAAAGAAAGAAAUUCUUCUGGACCAAGCAUAUGUACAAGCCUGCCUGCCUGCUUUUGGAUUGCAUCUCCUAAGUAGAGGUGUUCUGAGACUUGUUCUCCUUGAAUAAUACUGCAGAAAUGAUAGUAGUCAAAGCAAACAAAAUGCUCUUGGCUGCAUGGCUCGGACAAUGACUGAUGAUCAUAAGGAAUUGUAGCAUUUUUUGAAGGUAGCAAAUGAUUUCUACAGCAAUCACCUGCAGCAGAAUGUGUUUUUCCCCUCAGAACAUAUACUCCCCAAAUUGCAUCUUAAUUCAUUUGAGAUACCUGGGAACCUUCCAUCACAUGCUUUCCCGAUCAUUUGACCUGAAACCAAAUGCUCCUUUUCAAAAGAUGGGUUUGCAAAGCCUGUAGCAGAUAUUGAAUAGCUACCUUCUGAGUCAAGUGUGGGGAACCUGGUGCUUUCCAGAUGUUGCUGAAGUAUAAUUCCCAUCAUCCCUAGCCAUGGGCCAUGUUUGCUGGGGCUGAUGGGGGAUGUAGUUCAGCAAUAUCUGGAGGUUCCCCCCACACCAACUCAAAGUAUUAAAGACCCCAAAACUUAAUGAAAUGACACCUGAGGUUCUCCAGAAUUUCUUGCUAGAAUUUUUGAAAGCCUGAAUCUAAAGAGCUGUGGGACUCUUUUGUUGAGUGCCAGCGAGAACCUAAUUUUCUGAAACGGCAGCAGCUCCCUUUCCAUCCUCCCUUCCUUUGCCAUGUGGCAAAUUGUUGUUGGAAACUUCUCUUACUUUCCAACAGUAGCUAGUGAUAACUGCACAAAGGGCAGUGGUUUAAAGAAAGUUAUCUGACAAUACUGCCAGGCUACUAUAAGGAAAGCUUUGCCUGAGCCUAAGCAAAUUUAGGGAAGAGACAUCAGCCAGAAUCCAGUUUGGGGAGAGUGAGCCCAUAGAAAGGAAAGCUGAUGGAAUGAUUGAACUGUCCCAUCAAUGUGGAUGGCAGGAGUUCCUUCUUGCAGGAGAAGAACUCACUGUUCUCUUUUUCACAUUCCCCCUGCAGGCAGUCAUAGAUGCCAACAUUUUCCCAGUGCUGAUCGAGAUCUUGCAGAAGGCUGAAUUUCGCACAAGAAAAGAAGCUGCUUGGGCAAUCACAAAUGCGACAUCAGGAGGAACCCCAGAGCAGAUCAAGUACGUUGAGGCUGUUCUCAUUUUGCAAAGUCUUUCCAGUUGGCUCCCCUCCCUAUUUGUAUCAGUGUUCUCAUUACCCACAGUUCCAGAAGAACUUCGCCGUGAAAGGACUUGUGGGAUGAGUUAGCAUACAUCGUGCCUAGUCUUGACCUGGCAUUUAUGGUCUUUGACUAAAGUUGGGUAGAAAGAGGAGUUCUGCAGUUACGUUGGGCUGCCUUUUAUUUUAUUUUGUGUUGUUUUAUUUUUUAAAGAAUAUGGAAGAACUGGUUAAAUUGUGGAGGAAGUUAGGGAUGGAUUGUUGAGAGAUUUAAGAAUUGGUCAGAAAGAGACACUAUUUGUGGUAGGAAGAAUGAGUGACAUGUAACUCCCUCCCCCCACUUCUUGCUCUCAUGAGAAAGGAGGACCAGGUUAGGAGCAUGGACAAGAGGAGAGCUCUCUCUCACUCCACACACCCUAUUUCUUUAUAGUUAACAGAAACUGAUUAUCACAACAAUAGACAAUUGGUACAAAAUAGUUUGGGAAACAGCCCUCCUUGAGAGAGUAACAAAUAAACUAUAGUUAACAUAUGGACAGAUCAAGAAAGAUGGCUUUGCCCCAGUGUGGUUUAAUUUCACAACAUAUGCCAGUAUUCCAGUAUUCCAGAAAAUGAACGACCCUCCCCAUCAGCAUUUUAGCCCAAUCUAGUUGAUGAAUUAUUAUCUUCACUCUGAACCCGCCUCCCAUGUUCAUCAAUGACUAUCACUCAUACUUAAUCUAAGCACAACUGCAAGAACUCCUGAUUUGGUGUCUAGCUGUGUGAUGCUGAAUGUUAUCUGUUAACUCUGUUCUAUUCUGUUUCACCUUUGUUUUUGUUUAAAGCAAUUGCCGAACCAAUAACUUGUACAUUGACCGCUAAUAAUGCUCCAUAUGUUGUAGAUAUUACUGCAAAUUUAUUGUGCUACAAAUGUCAUGAGAAGAUGUGGUCUAUUUAUUUGUAUCAUUUGUAUCAAGAUGUGGUCUAUUUAUUUGUAUCAUCGCUUCUCGGCCUUUUGGCUAAGAUCAAGUGUGUAGUAUUUGUAUCAUUUAUUAUUCCUAUGAGCCUUGUUUAUAAAACCCAAUUUAAAAUUAUUCAAAACAACAACAACAAACACACACCAGAAACUGAUGAUCAUCAGUAUUACUGGUGAGACAAGGGCAUAUUUCCCACAGUGUGUGCGGAAUUCAUUGCCUCAGACCGUUAAAUUGCUACAUUUUUCAUUAGAACAAAGGGCUUCUUUAAAAAAGUAUUAAUUCACAGCAGGUAAGUCUGAUGAUUAGUGCAGCAUCCUUGUUGAGAGCACUGUAAUCUUCCUGUUGGUUGGCAAGCACUUCCCUGGGGGUUUGGAGGGAGGUAAUAGAAUGUAGAUCAAAAUGUACAUGUCUAAAAACAGAGUAGCACAACUUGGCAACCAGGACAUACUUUUUCUGUUACUUUCAGCACUUUAACUUCAGCCGAACCUUGCAGGUUUUUAAACCCUGGCAUCUUCCAAGACACUUGCAUCUCCAAGCUUACCUAAAGUUUCUCCUGAACAGGGACAGAGUACCAUUCUCACAUCUUUUGCCAUAACCCAGCCCUUUCGUGUGAGAACAUGGUGGGGCAGAAGGGCAUGUAUUCCAAGCAAGCUUGAGUUACUUACCUCCCUGCCUCCCCCCCCACUUGAAACAGUUACAUAAAUUUGGCCUGAACUUCAGUCAGUAACGUCUGCCUGUUUUGGUUUGGUUUCGAACAUAGGUGAAGUUCUGAGCAUUUGUGUUCCCUUUCUCAGGUAUUUAGUCAAUCUUGGCUGCAUCAAGCCCCUGUGUGACCUUCUGACUGUCAUGGACUCCAAGAUCGUUCAAGUGGCCUUGAAUGGCCUGGAGAACAUUUUGCGACUGGGUGAACAGGAGGCCAAGCAGAAUGGCUCUGGCAUCAACCCCUAUUGCAGCCUCAUUGAGGAAGCUUAUGGUGAGUUGGCCAGUCUGCAUCUUGAAACUCUUUUCCCGAGGCAACUUAAUAAGUAUACCCUCAUUUGCAAACAUUUCCCAAUAAAUUGUCAGUGAUUCUUCCUUCACAUCCUCACACAUACCUGCAUGUGACCUAUGCUCCUCCAUCUCCACCAGCCUCAGCCACCUGCAAGUCCUCUUUCUUUCUUUCUUUCUUUCUUUCUUUCUUUCUUUCUUCUUUUCUUCUCUCUUAAUGGCCAGAACCGCCUCCCAGACUCACUGGUGUGAUGGAAGCUCUCAACUUCCUCAAAGGUCCACCUUUUCCUUGAACUUUUUGGCACACCUCCUUAGUCUCCCCAAACCCUGCCACAACCUUUGCCAACCUUCAGCUGUUUGGGACUACAGCUCCCAUCUGACAAAAAAGAUUUGAGCACAAGACCACCCUCUCCUCCUUCUGUGGUUUCCAGCAGCUAGUAUUUAGAAGCAUUACUGCCUCUGAGCACGAGGGCAGAAUUAUUGACAGCUGUCUCCUCCAUAAAUUUGUCCUGUCCUCUUUUAAAGCCAUCCACGUUGGUGGCCAUCAGUGCCUCCUGUGGGAGUGAGUUCCAUAGUUGUAGCUAUAGCAUAGCACCAGGUGGUGGAGCUGUGUAUGCAUAAUAACAAGGACAAUGUGUUUCUCCUCCAGGCUUGGAUAAAAUAGAGUUUCUCCAGAGCCAUGAAAACCAAGAGAUCUACCAGAAAGCCUUUGAUCUGAUUGAGCACUACUUUGGCAUCGACGACGACGACUCCACUUUGGCUCCCCAGGUAGACGAGGCCCAGCAGCAGUUUAUAUUCCAGCAACCAGAGGCCCCCAUGGAAGGCUUCCAGCUAUAACAUGUGUGCAGAGUGGGGGAAGGGGGGAGAACAUCGUAACUUUGUUGGAAAGUUAACUGCAGAGAGCCUUCACACCCCCAGCCGUGUUCUCUUCUCAGCCAAACAAAAGGCUGCAAAGUGCCCACUCCACCUGUUGCAAAACAGCUUUCUCCUUCACUGACACAUGGCAGCAGUACUUCGCGCUCAUGAAGAAGAAGCAGAAAAGGAGAGAUUCUUACACACAAUACAUUUUUUUUCUUUUUGCUGCUGCACAUGUGUGUCAAAAAAGCAGGUGCUGAGGUGGAUGAAAGUGGAGGUGUAAAUCAGUUACACCUUCUAGUGUGUGGUUUUCCUCUGGGGUUUUUUGUGUUGGUUUUUUCCUCAAAUGUGUAUCUUCAUUUGGGUACUUGAGAGAUGACUUUUUUCCAGUGGGAGAAGGCAAAAUAACGUAGAUCACAACCAAGGAAUUUAAUCCUGGAUGCUUGGGUUCAACUAUUUAAAAAAAUUCUUUUUUGCACAUCUUGAUUUUUAUUAAAGACUCUUGAUUGAUCUGCCAAAAGCAGCACUUUGGCCCUCAUUGUUCUGUGUCUCCCCCCCCCCCCGAAACCCUCUUGCCAAACAGCACCUUUUCAAGGGAUUUGGGCCAAGUUGCUGCUGCUCCUGCCCCCUCCGCAAAAAUAUUCCUGUACCCAGAUGCAGGAAAAGUUGGACAGCCCCAUCCCACCAGGCAUCGGAAAGACUGUGCUUCGUGGAGGGAUUCUUUUUUGAACUGCUUCAGAAUUCAAACAGUGCAGCAGUUCCCACUGUCUCCUGAAGGCCCAGUCUAAGGAAGAGGAAGAGGCCUCGAUUCAAAGGACUCAAAGCACAGCUAACCAUGAAGGUGGGCUUCUCUUACAUUUGCUACUGACUGAAGUGUUGAACUGGUGGAGGAAACCUCAUCCUGCAUCUUUACUUGAAGAAAAAUUUCAAACCUUAUUGAAGCCUUUUGGUUCCAUGUCAUUUAUUUUGAAAGGAAUUCUUUCCCUUUUUUGGGUCUUGGCUGGCUGGGGUGGGGACAAACCUGACAUGUUUCCUGGAGCAGGUCUUGUGCCUGCACUUGGUGCACAAUCUGCUCUCAGCUCAAAGAGUCAAGUGGCCUGUAUUUUCUCAGAAUUACCUCCUGCUCAACUGUGUCGUAUACAUUCUACUUCAAAAUGAAGAAGAGAAAGCUCUGUAUUUUUUAUAUAUUAUAUAUACACGUAGAUAUUUGUCUAAUUUGGUCUCCAGAGGGGGGGAACUAUAAUUCUUCUAAGGUAUAUAUAUUAGGAUACUGUGUGGCAGGCCUGCCUAGGAACACAUGGCCAUGAAAACCUCUUUGGUUAUCUUGAGUUCUCCUUUUACCUACUGUAGGAAGUGCCAGAUUAGUUGAACUCCCUUUACCAGGUAUAGAUUACUUGGCCAAGGCAAACUAUCAGCUUAUUUCUGCGAUGGGGAAUGGCCCCUUCAGAUUGCUUAAAUGCUUACGGUAUGCACAUAUCCCCUCCCCCUUUUCUUCUUCUCACUCUCCGACAUUUGAAUUCAGGGUUCCCAAAGCAUUCAAGAAGAGAAGUUCAGGCAGGUGUGAAGCUGGAUAAGAAACCUUGGGCUGCAUUUUGUAAUAGAGAUUUGCUCUUUGUUGUUUAAAAGGAAAAAAAAGUGAAACAAAUGCCAAGGAAACUAAUAAACUACAUCUGUGCAUUCAGUGAUUGCAAUUCAGAUAAGACUGGAGUGAAGACUGUUUUCCUUAACAUAACUAGCAAUAUCCAGGAUCCAAUGUGCAAAAUGGCAUGCAUGCUUUUAUUUGUGUCUUGCAGUGACCCUGCGAGGUAGGUUAACAUCAUUUUACUGUUGAAGGGGAAUGGAGGCAAAGUACUCCUGACUGAGGCCACAGUGUUCUCUUGAUGCUGCUGAGGCUUUGAAUCUACUCGGCAGUCAUAGGUGGGUCGGCACUCUUAACUGCCGGGCAGCACUGCUUUAUGCAGUUGGUGGCAUAGUUGUAUAAAUAAAUAAAUAAAUAAAUAAAUAAAUAAAGGUACUGAUUUUAGAGAUGCUUGCAUAGAGAGUAUUGAAUUGAAGGUCCCCACCGUACAGGCAUAGAUCAGGGAAUAUAAAGGGGGGGGGGAUAGAGACAGUUUCACUAUUUACCUUUUUGCCUUAAACUGAUGCUAGGAUUUGAAAUCUUGCCAGAAGAAAAACAGCCACAGUAAAUAUAUGGGCUUCUUAGUUCUUGCUGCAAGAAAUAAAAGUUAAACAAGAAUUCUGCCUGUUGAAAUAACCCAAAAGGUCAUAGAAAGUGCCUCUCCUGGAUCUAAGUCUAGGUUAUACAAGUCGUGUCACAGCAUGUGGAGGAGUCUGCUUUACUGACACACCAAUCUCAUCCUCCUGGUGCAGUUUUUCCUUUUUUGUUUUUGUUUCCAUGUAAUAUAAAUUGGAGUGGGAAACUUGUGGUUCUCCGGAUGAUGUUUGGACUACAGCUCCCAUCAUCCUUGACAAUUGGCCAAGUUUUCUUGGUUUGGUAGGAGCUUGAGUCAAAUGCCUUCCAAAGGGCUGACAAGUUUCCCUUUCCUGAUCUAAAUGAACCAAAGGCUCGAGCACAAGCAAAGCAAUAUAGACGCCUAGACAUAUUCCCUCAAAAGGCUUAGUACAAGUUAAAAUUGAAUGUGGGGAAUGUGUACCAUGCAGGUGCAAAUUCUUGGUUAACAUGUUCUUCUAGAGUCCAGCUAAAGUGGAAAAGUUCAGGGAGAGGAGGAGCCAAAAACUGCUGCUCUCUGAGCUGUGCUAAUGAAGUGGCCCUGCAUCCCUUCUUUCCAUUCUUUUAUUUUGACCUAAUGUUGUUGUUGCUAUGAAGUGGCAGAUGGGAAGAGGCUGGCUUGUUAAUGGAACUGGUGGUGGACCUUCACUUGCUACUUAAUGACAUCCUCGUCUCUCUGAAUUUGUACUGGUCUGUUGUCAUCCUGUGACCACAGGCUGAGCUGCUGGGGGACGCAAGAGGAACAUGGAGUGAUCUGAUGCCUGGAAGCUGGCCUUUGCAGGAAUCCACCUUAGAGCCCACAUGGGUCACCAAGGGAGAGGGUGGUGCCACUAUAAUGUGCUUGGGAGGGGGAACUUCCUCCCUGCUGUUCUUGUUCCCAGCUACUGAGGGAGGCUCUUCCGGUCAGGUGUGAGAGAAUUUGAGGUGUGUGGAGAGAGAGAUUGUCCUUUUGAUGGGAAGUUCUGUGGCUGGGUGGAGGAGAUACUAUGACCUUUUAUGUAGAUUUGGAAGCUGAGAAAGAAAAACCAGAUUAUGGUCAUUGGGAGGGAAACUGAGGCAAGGAGAUGGGGGUUAGGAAGCAGAGUGAGCAAGGGGGGAAGCCCCAGGUACGUCGAUUAUGCAAAUAUAAGUGGAUUUUAAUAUAUUUGAUCUAUAUGCUGAUGUCUCUGUACAAUCUUUGUAAUACACCCAGCUGAUGGUGUGAAAUUCCUGUGCCACACAACUCCUACCUGUAUUCUUUCCCCACUCCUUAGGAAUUCCAGUCAGGCCAGGGCUGAUUUUAAUAUGUCUGUUUAUAACUAAAAACCAUACUGCCUCGUCUCAAAUACAAGCAUAUCAACAAAUGCAACUGUUGCUCACAUUGAUUGAGAAAUUUAAGUGGGGCUGAAUGAUGCUCAUCCAACAACCAAGCUCUUCUGUUCUCUCACACUCCUAAUAAGACGUUAGCUGCAUGAGGGGCAAAUGUACUUUUCCUUACGAUCCCAAUGAUGUGAAAGUAGAGUUGGUCUGCUUUGUUUGCUUUAAAAUAUGCAUGUAAAUAUGCAGACGCCUUGAACCUUAAGUAGGUAUCCAGAUCUACUUGUUCUGUAAAAAAAUAUGUACGAUUCCUUUGCCUACUCGCCUACCUGCUGUUCUGGAGGUCUGAAUAAUACCGUUUUUGGAACAGGACAAGGCCACUGUGACCAGGACUUGGACUACUGAAAGCAUCCAUUCUGAGGAUUCCCUCUCUUGCCUUAAGAAAUUAUGUGACCCAUCACAUCUCAAAGGACAUAAUCAGAAACAGAUGCUUCUUUUAAGGCAGGCUUUGCCCACCUGGUGCCCUCAAAUGCUAUUGCACUGCAGCUCCCACCAACCCUAGCCAGUACUGAAUGGUACUGAUAGUUGCGGUCCAGCAAUAUUUAGAGGACACCAGGUGGAUGAAAGCUGCUUUAAACCUUCCAGCGAGUAAUUGUGAUGCAACUUUGUUGUUGUGGUAGAAAACUUGGUUUAUAUCUCUUAGCAUGAUUUUUAAAAAUCAGAUGAGUGUGAGGCAUAAUGUAUAUGCCCCUUAUUUGAGCAUCUUGGUGAAGGAUCUUAAUACAGCUGAUAUGAUUUCUCAUAGCAGACAAAGGUAGAAGUAUUUGGGGUGGUGGUUGUUUUUACUAUGGAAGUGUCAUUUGGCUAACUGGUCAUCAGACUGGGAGAGAAAACUUAUUACUGUAUUAUUACUGUGUAGAAGACUAAAUUCUUUUGAUAACAAAAAGCCCAAGACCUGUGAGUAAUAGAAUUCCUGCUUGAAGGAAAGGGGACUGCAGUCUAUAAUGUUCCAAGGAUUAAGUUAGAGGUUGUUGACUGUCAUUUUAGGUUGAUAUUUGGAUUUCUGAGUGACAUGGGUGCCAUCCCCUCUGGCCACUUUUACCCAAAUCCCUUGUAAAAGAAACUGUGUGUAUUCAUGUAUGCACUUCCUCUCCGUGAGGGAGCGGCCUAAUCCAGGGAAAAAGUUUGAUCCAGUAGAACUAAUCUAGUCCUUGAAAAUCUCAUAGAGUAUCACUGUUCCAGUUUCCUCCUUCAACUCUGCACUUUUUAAGGGGAGGAGUAAACCAUCCACAGAACCACAGAACCUAAAGAGGCUUCAUAGGAGGGUUUCUAUGUUGGUGAACUGGAUAAAUGUAGAACGGUGAUAAUAUACUUGAAAUUUUCAAUUGAAACCUAGAAAAAUUAUUUCUAGCAUAAAUAGUCUAGUAAAUUUAAGGAAACCUAAUUCCUACCUAGAAGCUUUAUACUGCUAUAUGGAUAAAACUAGACUAAUGCACUGCAAAGUGCACUUUUAUUUCUCUCUGGGGUUUUAACAAUAUAUUUAUCUGCUUGCCUUUCAGACAGAAUAAAUCACACUGAUGAAAACAACAUAAUUAGCAAACAGGAUAAAAUAAGGGAAUGCAAUAAUAACUGCAUUAAUCUGAUAAGUCUAUUGUAGAAUUGGUGCAACUUGGGAAACCAUGCUUUUUUCCUGUCCAUAUGUUUAAUUCAGAUUUCCUCAUACUGCAGAAAACCUGUUAAGUAAAAAUAUGGUGCAUAUCAGAAGUCAUGGAUGUGGUGGAAGCCUAUUAGCAUUUUUAAAUUUUUAUUCAUUUAUUUUUGAGCGAGUGGUUUGUCACGCCCAUUUGCUCCUUGCCUGAUCA
Podarcis lilfordi (Lilford's wall lizard) is the source of this 36338-nucleotide messenger RNA. NCBI's taxonomy places the organism in Eukaryota, Metazoa, Chordata, Lepidosauria, Squamata, Lacertidae. The record is from the annotation of a GenBank genome assembly.